This is a messenger RNA of Myripristis murdjan (pinecone soldierfish), 2882 nucleotides long. It is a transcript of the gene scml2, whose product is annotated as Scm polycomb group protein like 2. Gene Ontology annotation, molecular function: chromatin binding; histone binding. The record is from RefSeq and is a predicted model, not a curated record. The transcript has 14 exons. Bases 145 to 2199 code for a protein of 684 amino acids. Gene Ontology annotation, cellular component: nucleus. NCBI's taxonomy places the organism in Eukaryota, Metazoa, Chordata, Actinopteri, Holocentriformes, Holocentridae. Gene Ontology annotation, biological process: negative regulation of DNA-templated transcription.
GCGAACAUGGCGGCUCGCAUCUGAUAGAAAGUGAGGAAUCUCUCAUCAAAAUACCUUGUCCAAACGUUUAUGUGGAGGGAACUGGCAAGGCCCCUGCCUAUCUGACUUCAGCUAAUCUGGAGCAGCACACUCCCCAGAGGCAUCAUGGGUAGAACACCGCACAGAGAUCAAAAAGAGGAGAAGAAGGAGAGACGAAGCAGCAUCACAGCAGGCUCCGCUCUCGACAAAUCGAAUGAGCCAUUCAGUUGGGAGGAGUACCUGAAGGAAACCUCCUCCAUCGCAGCCUCGCCAAACUGCUUCAGACAGGCCAGGGUUCCCCCCUCCAAUGACUUCAAAGCUGGUAUGAAACUUGAGGCGCGUGACCCCCGCAACUCCAACUCUGUGUGCAUCGCCACGGUGAUGGGCAUGAUGGGCACUCGUCUUCGCCUGCGUCUGGACGGCAGCGACAAUACCAAUGACUUCUGGCGACUGGUGGACUCGUCAGACAUCCAGCCAAUAGGAACCUGCGAGAGGAACGGAGACAUGCUGCAGCCCCCGUUAGGUUUCAGGAUGAACGCCUCCUCAUGGCCCAUGUUCCUCUUGAGGACGCUGAGUGGAGCAGAGAUGGCCCCUGCCUCUGCCUUUAAGAAGGAACCGGCCCGCCCCUCUAAGAACUACUUCCAGCCUGGUAUGAAGCUGGAGGCGGUAGACAGGAAGAACCCCUACCUGAUCUGUCCGGCCACGGUCGGAGAGGUCAGAGGUCAGGAGAUCUUUGUCAUGUUUGACGGCUGGAGGGGCGCCUUCGACUACUGGUGCUCCUACGACGCGAGGGACAUCUUCCCCGUGGGCUGGUGUGCCCUGACCAAACACAGCUUACAGCCGCCUGGGAACUUCUUUACUCUUCCUGGUGCGCUCCUCGCCCCUGUCUCCUCCAGCUCAGCGUCCCUCCCCACACGACGCUCCUCCUCCACCCCUUCGUCCUCCAUGCAGACCUCAUACCGCCUGCCCAACCCCUUGCCGCCCCUCCCUGUCCGUAAGGGGGUCCGAGGUCGGCGGCCUAAAUCCCAGACCAUUGCCUUGCUGAAGGCAGCAGCUGAGGCUGCAGCGGCGGCGGCGGCAGUAAAUGGGGCAUCUCAGAGCCCUGCCAGAACUAGCUCUGCAACUCAGCUGACCCCCAGACCACACAAGAAGAGAGGGCCCAAGCCUGGUAGCAAGAGGAAGCCCCGGGUGGUGCAGUCCCUGGGGACAUCAUCAGUUACAGCGGCACCCCCAGAGACCAGACUGAGCUUCAGCCAAGCCUCUGCUGACAACAGCCAUAGCAACAGCCCAAAUGUAGUUUGCACAGUGUGUGUGUACGUGAACAAGCACGGUGACUAUGGUCCUCACCUCGACCGCAAACUCGUGCAGCAGCUUCCGGACCACUUUGGCCCAGCUCCGGUCAACGCGGUGCUUCAGCAGGCGGUCCAGGCCUGUGUGGACUGCACCUACCAGCCCUCGGUGCUGCUGUCGUUCCUACAGAGCCAAGCCCACACAGGCGGAGAGGUCAUCAGAGUGCGGUCGGAGCACGGGAUCCGCUAUGUGAAGCUGCCCUCUGCCUCCAGUGCCUCCUCUGUGCUGCGCUUCCUGGAGACCAUGUGCCAACAUCUCCAGAGCGACAGUCUGUUCAGCUCCCAGCCCUUCAGCCCCUACAGCAACACACGCCUCUACAACAGGACCAAGUCAGAACCGCUGACCCACACUGAGAACGGCCUGCCGAAUGACGAUUCCACAAAGGAUGCGGCUCCCAGCACGCGCUCCCACCGCACCACAUCAGACUACCGAGCGCCGCAGACAGAGCGGCCAUACUACCCCAGACAAACACACACACCGCCGCCCUUAAGACGAGUCAACUCGAACCCCUCUGAACAUGGCCCAGUGCGCACACACAGACGAGUGGAGGCAGCUAGCUCAACAACAGGCCCAGAUCAUGUUACACAGGACAAGGAGGGCUCGGGCCACGACGCCUCUUCCUGGUCGGUUGAUGAUGUCAUCCGGUUUGUGCAAGAGGCUGACCCCCAAACCCUCGGCCCACAUGUCGAACUGUUCAGGAAACAUGAGAUUGAUGGCAAGGCUCUGAUGCUGCUGCGGAGUGAUGUCAUCAUGAAGUACAUGGGGCUGAAGCUGGGCCCGGCGCUCAAACUCUGUCACCACAUCGAGAAGCUGAAGCAGACCAAACAAUAGGCGAUGAAGGCACUCUUCCUCAGUGACACACACACACACAUACACACAGACUUAACAGGGAUGUAUUGCAGCGUAUACCCACUUUAACUCACUUUUUAAGUUUGCAGAAUAGUUUAUAUUUUUAGGCAGACAUGAAUCCAGCAUAUGCAUCCUAGAAGGUGGCAUUAGACAGAUUAUUAUGGUUAGCUGAUGUGAGUGUAGGUAUGCACAUAAAUGAAUACUACUCUUGCAAAUACAGUCGGAUUUUGUUAUCCACUUUUUAAUUUCCCGCCUAAUCUCUGCACACACACACACACACACACACACACACAUACACACUUUAGGGGUCAAUGGUUGCCUGUCAGAGUUUCGGGAUGGACACUCUGCAAUCAAGUUUUGGAGGGUUAGUUCAGGUAUCGGCAGUGGACCGCUCGCUGCGUCGUUUUUAACAAUGCAAUAACACAACCUUUCUUACUGAUCGCUUCUCUCACAGCCUGUCGUCUGAAUCUCAUUUGUACAAGCAAGCAGGUGAAUGUAUGAAGUCAUAUGAGCGUCAUUGCUAAUAGAUACAGGGCAAUCUGAGUGCCUAUAAACGAAUAGAGAGAGGGACUGAAGGGUUUCAUUCCAAAAUGUGAUGUAUCCGUUUUGGACAGCUCGCCAAAAUUAAUCUGUGAAUAUUUAUAUUUACAAAAAAACAACAACAA